This is a messenger RNA of Cornus florida, 2117 nucleotides long. RefSeq names its product pentatricopeptide repeat-containing protein At5g08510. Gene Ontology annotation, biological process: RNA modification. Bases 486 to 2024 code for a protein of 512 amino acids. Gene Ontology annotation, molecular function: RNA binding; protein binding. The transcript has 2 exons. Lineage: Eukaryota; Viridiplantae; Streptophyta; Magnoliopsida; Cornales; Cornaceae. The record is from RefSeq and is a predicted model, not a curated record.
GGAUACAUUAUCCCACUAUAGAAGCAUAGACAAAAACCCAAAAUGUUCUGCUAAGUAGUUUAGGAUACAUCAUCCCACUAUAGAAGCAUAGACAAAAACAGUUUGACUAAGUUGGUUUUUACGAGGGUGUUUUGCGUGAGUGCCAUUACUUUUUGUUUUUUUAUGGGUUCAAUUAGAAUGAAGCGGGGGAUAACUCUUUUUCUGAGUUGGUAACUACAGUAAUAAAUAGUAAUAUACAUGGAAAAUACCCCUAAGAAAUAGAUGUGUCCAUGCCCAGUUCAGAGCCACACCAUAGGUCAUAACCCUAAGAAGACACAUUUUAGUAAGUGGUGAACUACUUUAUUACUCCUUAAAAAAUACUAUGAGAUUGAUUCCAAUAUAUAUAUAUAUAUGAUGUGUAGUAGAGCUUAGCUUAUCAGCUAUUUGGUUGGUGAGCUAAUUAUAGAUAUUGUCACAUCAUCCAUCACAUAGGGUCAAAUUUUGUUAUGAACCAACUGAAGCAAAUACAUGCCUACACCCUCAGAAAUGGCACAGACUUCUCCCGGUUCCUCAUUGUCAAACUGCUUGAAAUCCCCAACAUCCCGUAUGCCCACGCACUGUUCGAUCUUAUUCCUAGCCCAGCUUUCUAUCUAUAUAACAAGCUCAUUAAAGCAUACUCUUCUCAUGGCCCUUACCAUCACUGUUUGUCCCUCUUCAAUCAAAUGUGCCUCCAAGGUUUCUCCCCAAACCAACACACCUUCACUUACCUCUUCUCUGCUUGUGCUUCCCUUUCCUCCCCGCGCAACGCUCAAAUGCUCCACACCCAUUUUAUCAAAUCUUUUUUCCAAUUUGACAUGUAUGCUUUAACAACUUUGGUUGACAUGUAUGCUAAACUGGGUUUGUUGGCAUGGGCUCGCCAACAAUUUAAUGAAAUGAGAAGAAGAGAUGUGCCCACCUGGAAUUCGAUGAUUGCGGGGCAUGCUAGGUGUGGGGAUAUGGAGGGAGCAUUAGAAUUGUUCGGUUUGAUGCCUAGGAGGAAUGUGAUUUCAUGGACAACAAUGAUAUCUGGAUAUUCACAGAAUGGGCAGUACGGAAAGGCACUUGAGAUGUUUAUGGUUAUGGAGAAACAGAAAGGAGUGAAGCCAAAUCAAGUGACAAUAGCUAGUGUUCUUCCAGCCUGUGCAAACACUGGGGCAUUGGAAGUUGGGCAGAGGAUUGAAUGGUAUGCAAGGGUAAAUGGAUACUUCAAAGAUAUGAUUGUAUGCAAUGCUAUACUGGAAAUGUACUCCAGGUGUGGUUUGAUCGAUAUGGCAAAGCGAGUGUUUGAUGAGAUUGGUAGCAGGAGAGAUGUGUGGUCUUGGAAUUCAAUGAUCAUGGGUUUGGCUAUCCAUGGAAAAUGCAACGAGGCUCUUCAACUUUUCCAUGAAAUGCUGAGAGAAGGAAUGGCACCUGAUGAUGUCACUUUCGUGGGGGUUUUGUUGGCAUGCACUCAUGGAGGCAAGGUUGAAGAAGGCCGCAAACUAUUCGAAUCAAUGGAACACAAGUUCUCGAUCACUGCCAAAAAAGAACACUAUGGUUGCAUGGUCGAUCUCCUAGGCCGUGCUGGAGAAUUGCAUGAUGCUUAUGAGCUCAUACAAAGUAUGCCUAUGAAACCAGAUGCUGUAGUAUGGGGAGCUAUGCUGGGAGCAUGCAGUUUCUCUGGCAAUGUUGAGCUGGCUGAAAGAGCGGCAGAGUAUCUCUUUGAGCUUGAGCCAUGGAAUCCAGGAAACUACGUAAUUCUUUCCAAUAUAUAUGCAAAAGCAGGCCAAUGGGAUGGAGUUGCGAGGCUAAGGAUGCUGAUGAAGGGCUGCCAGAUAACCAAGGCUGCAGGAUAUAGUUUUAUCGAAGAGGGAGGCCAAAUUCACAAGUUCAUCGUAGAAGAUAGGUCGCAUCCAAGAUCUCACGAGAUAUAUGCGUUACUGGAUGAAAUUUCCAUUAGGUUGAAGCUUCAUGGAAAUCCAUCUCAUUUAGAUUAUGCCGUUGAACAAUUGUGCAUAGUCAACUAGAUUCUAUUGUUUCUAUUUAUUGAACCGUAAUCUCUCUACAUUAUUUAAAUUACAACACAAUAUAUCUAAAAUUGACAGAUAUUUAAACAUAAA